AUGGAGAACACAACGUUCACUACGGAGGCGCCGCGGAGACGCAAUGCCUUCAAGCGCUUCGCGGACAAGAUUGCUGUCGAGCAGGAGCCCGGGUUGACAACAGCACAGCUAAUGGUGCGGACCCUGUCCGUGAUCCAUGGAUAUCGGAUUAGGCCUUCAGAAAGAAUCCAUGCCCCCUCUAUCGCGUCUUCGUCCCGUCGCAAUGACAAGCUGACACGGACACAACCACAGUUGACGAACCACGAUCUCAAACCGGUUGAGCCCGAACGACGCCAAUGGGGUCCGUGGAACUUUGUCGGUUUCUGGAUUGCCGAUUCGUUCAACAUCAACACCUGGAUGAUCAGCGGUACUAUGAUCGUGGGCGGUCUGUCGUGGUGGCAGUCGUGGAUUUGUGUCUGGCUUGGUUAUGCGAUUUCUGGCUUCUUUAUUUGCUUGACGGGCCGCAUUGGCGCACAGUAUCACAUUGGGUUUCCGGUCGUGGCCAGAUCCUCGUUCGGAAUCUGGGGAAGUCUGUGGCCAGUGUUUAACCGGGCUGUCAUGGCUUGUAUCUGGUAUGGUGUCCAGUCGUACAUUGGAGGGAGGUGUGUCUACAUCAUGAUCAGGGCAAUCUGGCUAUCUUGGGACCGCAAUGCCAUCCCCGAUACCUUCCCUGAGAAUUCCGGUACCACCACGGCCGAUUACGCUUCUUUCUUCAUCUUCUGGCUCUGCUCGCUUCCGGCCAUCUGGUUCCCCGUCCACAAGAUUCGCCAUCUGUUCACCGUCAAGUCGUAUGUCGUCCCUGUUGCGGGUAUCGCCUUCUUGGUCUGGGCCGUCGUUCGCGCCAAAGGGCUCGGUGAUAUCGUGCGCCAGCCAGCGCGCUUGGAAGGCUCCAAACUCGCCUGGGAGUUCGUGAAAGGUGUGAUGAGCUCCAUUGCCAACUUUGCGACUCUCAUUGUCAACGACCCCGAUUUCUCCCGCUUUGCUGGCAAGCCCAAAGACGCCCUCUGGUCUCAGCUCUUCACCAUCCCUAUUGGUUUCGCUGUCACCUCAUUCAUCGGCAUUAUCGUCUCCUCUUCCUCGACAGUCAUCUACGGCGGUCCUCCCAUCUGGGACCCUCUUGAGCUCCUCGAAAAGUUCAUUGAUGACAGCGGUUCUGGUGGGCGUUUCGGCGUCUUUGUAAUUGCUACCGCUUUUGCCCUCGCCCAGCUCGGCACCAACAUCGCUGCCAACUCCGUCUCGGCCGGUACCGAUUUGACUGCCCUUCUGCCUCGUUGGUUGGACAUUCGUCGCGGUGGUUACAUCGCCGCUGCUGUCGGUCUCGCCAUGUGCCCUUACACCCUCCUCACCGACUCCAACCAGUUCACCACCUACCUCUCCGCCUACUCGGUGUUCCUGUCCUCCAUCGCCGGCGUCAUGAUUUCCGACUAUUACUUUGUCCGCAGGGGCUACCUUGACGUCAAGGAGCUCUACGACGCCCGACCCACUUCACCAUACCGCUUCACCUACGGCUUCCACUGGCGCGCCUACGCCGCCUACAUCGCGGGCAUUCUCAUCAACGUCGUUGGUUUUGCCGGAGCUGUUGGCACGGAAGUCCCCAUUGGCGCCACUUAUGUAUACAACGUCAACUUCUUUGGCGGAUUCGGAGUCUCAGCGUUUGUGUACUGGGGUCUGUGCAAGCUCAGCCCCAUCCCCGCCUGCAGCGACAAGUGGAUGGAGGUUGGCGACGAGAUUGAUGACUUGAGAGUGGCGUAUGAUGCUGACAAUGCCAGCGGGACGGGGAGCCAGGAGUAUGUCCCUGGCAAGGGAGAGAAGGAUGUGGGCAGGGUUGUUUAA
This is a messenger RNA of Podospora anserina S mat+, 1812 nucleotides long. RefSeq lists its product as uncharacterized. Gene Ontology annotation, cellular component: plasma membrane. NCBI's taxonomy places the organism in Eukaryota, Fungi, Ascomycota, Sordariomycetes, Sordariales, Podosporaceae. Gene Ontology annotation, molecular function: nucleobase transmembrane transporter activity. The coding region runs from base 1 to 1812 and encodes 603 amino acids. The transcript has 4 exons. The record is from RefSeq and is a predicted model, not a curated record. Gene Ontology annotation, biological process: nucleobase transport; transmembrane transport.